UAGCAACGCGGUUCUGUUGGUGUUCAGGUUCCCUACUGACUUCCCUUCCAGUGGCAGCGGCGGAGGCGGCAGCGGCAGCGGCAAGCACUGAGCACGUUUGGGUAGUUGUCCAAGAUGCCGAAUAUCAAAAUCUUCAGCGGGAGCUCCCACCAGGACUUAUCCCAGAAAAUUGCUGACCGCCUGGGCCUGGAGCUAGGCAAGGUGGUGACUAAGAAAUUCAGCAACCAGGAGACCUGUGUGGAAAUUGGGGAGAGUGUUCGUGGAGAGGAUGUCUACAUUGUUCAGAGUGGCUGCGGUGAGAUAAAUGACAAUCUAAUGGAGCUUUUGAUCAUGAUCAAUGCUUGCAAGAUCGCUUCUGCCAGCCGGGUUACUGCGGUCAUCCCAUGCUUCCCUUAUGCCCGGCAGGAUAAGAAGGAUAAGAGCCGGGCUCCAAUCUCAGCUAAGCUUGUUGCAAAUAUGCUAUCUGUAGCAGGUGCGGAUCAUAUUAUCACCAUGGAUCUACAUGCAUCUCAGAUUCAGGGCUUCUUUGAUAUCCCAGUGGACAAUUUAUACGCAGAGCCAGCUGUCCUGAAGUGGAUUCGGGAGAACAUAUCUGAGUGGAGAAACUGUACUAUUGUCUCACCUGACGCUGGCGGAGCCAAGAGAGUGACCUCCAUUGCAGACCGAUUGAAUGUGGAUUUUGCUUUGAUUCACAAAGAACGGAAGAAGGCCAAUGAAGUGGACCGCAUGGUACUAGUAGGAGAUGUGAAGGAUCGUGUGGCUAUACUUGUGGAUGACAUGGCUGACACUUGUGGUACAAUUUGUCAUGCUGCUGACAAACUUCUCUCAGCUGGAGCUACCAGAGUUUAUGCCAUUUUGACGCAUGGGAUCUUUUCUGGCCCAGCCAUUUCUCGCAUCAACAAUGCAUGCUUUGAAGCAGUAGUAGUUACCAAUACCAUACCUCAGGAGGACAAGAUGAAACACUGCUCCAAAAUCCAGGUGAUCGACAUCUCUAUGAUCCUUGCAGAAGCCAUCAGGAGAACCCACAAUGGAGAAUCUGUCUCCUACCUGUUCAGCCAUGUUCCUCUAUAAUAUCAUAAAUUCUGAAGCGUUUUCAAAAUGAAACCACCCCCACCCCUUGUUUUUCUUGUAUUUGGUGAGUUGGGCAGAAGAGCCGGCUUGCUUCAGUGUAGCUUUUUACAGCCCACAUUAGCUACAUUAGGAUUUAUCCUAAUUGGAGAAAGACAGACUGCUAUUAACUGCUAAGACACCCUACGUGCAUUGUUGCAGCCUGGCUUUCUUGUUUAUUUUGUGAUCCUUGCAGCUUUAAAUUGAGUUCCACUGUUGAAAGCUGCAUAGACUGUUAAAAGAGAGAGUAUUCCCCAAGGUCCUUAGGAUGGAAUUGUGGAGCUCAUACUCCGUUGCAUGUGAAGGCUUUGGAGUUUCCUUCAUUCAGAAUAACUAGCGACAAAGCCAGCCCUCGUGUGAUACAUUUUCAGAGGUCUAUGCUACACUGCAGCAAGUUCCCUGUGCAUCCUUAAACAGAGUUCACUGCUGAGCACCCUGUACGGCAGGGGCGGGUAGCUCAAUGCAGUAAUUAAUUUUUGGGAGGAAGAAGCCUGAUCUAUUAUCAUCUGUUUAAUUCUCUGUAGCUUGGAUCCUCUAUGCCUAUUCCUUUCCUGUUGGCUUCACCUUCAGCUAUCUCGACCCUUUCCUGGACAAAUAUCUUGAACUCAGUGAUCAUUGUUUGUGACAAAAUCUUCUGUAAGACAGACUUGCUUCUUGCUAUGUAACUGCUAACGUUGACAUUAGGUAACUUGCUAUAGCACAAUCUUCCUUAGCCCGCUCUCUCUGAGUUAGUGGGUUUUAGGUGGUGUGUGUGUCGUAGUGCCUUUUGAUUAAUUUAAGUAUUUAAUUUUUAUCUUCCUUCGAUCUGUUUGGCUUAACAAUUUGAUCUUAUUGUCUCAUGUAGAAGAAACUUAAUAAAAUGUCUGUCAUGUGUACAA
Messenger RNA from Rattus norvegicus (Norway rat), 1985 nucleotides. RefSeq names its product phosphoribosyl pyrophosphate synthetase 1 (gene Prps1). Bases 115 to 1071 code for a protein of 318 amino acids. The transcript is spliced from 7 exons. Lineage: Eukaryota; Metazoa; Chordata; Mammalia; Rodentia; Muridae. Gene Ontology annotation, molecular function: ribose phosphate diphosphokinase activity; GDP binding; ADP binding. Gene Ontology annotation, biological process: ribonucleoside monophosphate biosynthetic process; AMP biosynthetic process; nucleotide biosynthetic process. The record is from RefSeq and is marked validated.